CACAGAGCCGACUCGAUGGUAUUCGACACAUCUUUGUCCAAAAGUGGGCGUGGCUUAGACCGGAACUCGGUGACGCUUUGGUGUCGGUCGGUGCCGGUUGUGGACUUUGGGUUUAUGUAUUUUACAGUCGAUAUGAACCGCAUUUUAUCGAGGCGUUUUCUCAGACUUUCCAGGAUUCCUGGUCUUCAGCUGCACACCACUGGUGUAUGGAUGGCAGCUUCAGUGGAGGACUUUAACCAGGCCAAGGUUCAACUUGGGACACUGAAGAAGGACCCUGGCAAUGAGGUCAAACUCAAGAUCUAUGCCCUUUUUAAACAGGCAACACAGGGACCCUGCAACACUCCAAAACCAGGAAUGCUCGACUUUGUGAACAAGGUAAAGUGGGACGCCUGGAAGUCUCUGGGUGCUUUGGCGCAGCAUAUUGAACUAUACCAUGAACUAUUUGUUUUGCUCCAGAUGUAUAACGAGCUGAUGGAGGCUCUUGAUUUUGCUGGAAAAAAUGACUCGGUCAUUACAGUGUUCACAGGCAGCGGUGAUUUCUACUGCAGUGGCAAUGACCUGAACAACUUCACUAAAAUCCCAGAGGGCGGUGUUGAGAAGAUGGCUAAGGAUGCCGGCGAGCUCCUCAGGCGUUAUGUGAAAGCCUACAUCGACUUCCCAAAGCCUCUGAUUGCUGUCAUAAAUGGACCAGCCGUGGGGAUUUCUGUCACUAUACUUGGCCUCUUUGAUGUCGUCUAUGCUACAGAAAGUGCAACGUUUCACACCCCUUUUAGCAAUUUGGGACAGAGCCCUGAGGGUUGCUCGUCAUACACCUUCCCUAAAACGAUGGGAGCUGCAAAGGCCAGCGAGAUACUCUUGUUCAAUAAGAAGCUGACUGCUACACAGGCGUGUGAACUGGGACUCGUGACUGAGGUUUUUCCUGACAGCAGCUUUCAGUCUGAGGUCUGGACCAGGCUAAAGGCCUACGCCAAACUGCCUCCAAAUUCUCUGGCUCUGUCCAAGCAGCUGAUACGUCAGGUGGAGAAGGACAAACUCCACGCUGUGAACGAUGCCGAGGUGGACAGACUGAUCGAGCGCUGGCUCUCUGAUGAGUGCAUGCAGGCAAUCAUGAACUUCUUCCAGGGCAAGGCUAAGCUGUAACAAGAAAAUAUUCUAUUAACCCUGCAGUUUCAUUUACCUCCUGCUUUAACAAGCACAAGCUUUUUUGUGGUCAGUUUUUUCAGUACAACAUAACGAAGGUGAACAUAACCAGUGAUUAGCUGUGAGAAGAAACAAAAGUGAGGAAUAUGAAGCUUGUGUCAUUCAUUUUUAAUCAUUAGUUCAAUUUUAAUCCACUCAGUGACAAGCACAGAUUUUUUCACACACAAGUUUCUUUGUCCACUUACAGCUACUGUAUUAUUGUACAUAUCGCCAUCUAAACAUUGGUUCUUCUCUGAAGAUUUGUUUAUAUUGCGAGGUUAAUUAGUCAUUAACUAAAUUAUAAUUAUUAUGUACUAAUUAGCUACAAAAAUGAAAAUAUUUUUUCACAAAAUGUUUGGAAACUGUGGCCAUAUCAGAAUGAUACAGAUAGCGCUGUAUUACACAUCAUUAUGUGGUGUGGAUUAAGUUUUCUAAUAUGUUGAAAUAUUAACAGAUAUUUCUGAUAGACAACUUUGAUUGUUGUUUUUAUAAAAUGUUUACUGCAGAAAUAAAGUUUUAAGGCAAUGAC
Silurus meridionalis is the source of this 1708-nucleotide messenger RNA. It is a transcript of the gene eci2, whose product is annotated as enoyl-CoA delta isomerase 2. The transcript has 9 exons. Bases 16 to 1140 code for a protein of 374 amino acids. Gene Ontology annotation, molecular function: fatty-acyl-CoA binding. NCBI's taxonomy places the organism in Eukaryota, Metazoa, Chordata, Actinopteri, Siluriformes, Siluridae. The record is from RefSeq and is a predicted model, not a curated record.